Nothobranchius furzeri (turquoise killifish) is the source of this 3781-nucleotide messenger RNA. Its product is annotated as mannosyl-oligosaccharide 1,2-alpha-mannosidase IA. Gene Ontology annotation, molecular function: mannosyl-oligosaccharide 1,2-alpha-mannosidase activity; calcium ion binding. Lineage: Eukaryota; Metazoa; Chordata; Actinopteri; Cyprinodontiformes; Nothobranchiidae. The record is from RefSeq and is a predicted model, not a curated record. Gene Ontology annotation, biological process: mannose trimming involved in glycoprotein ERAD pathway; carbohydrate metabolic process. Gene Ontology annotation, cellular component: extracellular exosome; endoplasmic reticulum; Golgi membrane.
GGGGGGGACCAGAGGCUGAGGAGCGCAGUUGACAGAUAUGAGACAUGAAUAUUCACGCGUUUUUCCCAUCCAGCAGCUGAUCGAAGCAAACAGCGCCUAGCUCGCGUGCUCGUUAGUUUUCCUGGGAUGCUGUGAUGCAGCAGCGUGGCUCUGUUCAGACGGAGACGAGGAGAAGAUGCCGUGGUCGCCUCUCACCGCAGGGCAGUGCGUUUCUGACGAGCCCAGCGGCAUGGAUUAACGCGCUCAGCCGCAACUUUCUCCACAGACCCGCUGCUUAGAAGCGCGUUUGUUCAUUUAUUAUUACUUAACCAGGCGUUUGCUUUGUGCUCAUUUAUUUCAUCGGAUCUUAGGAGGCGCUCCUGUAGGCGUGUGUGCUCCUAACAUUAAAAUCCUCCACAUGCAGGGAGGCCCAACGGUCGCGUAUGCAAAUCCAGGUCGAUAGGGAGACCCGGACGGCGGCGGCUGGCUGUUUGCUCUGGAAGUGUCACGGGGGAGUGUUUUGAGUCCAGCACGUUCCGUUUUUUUUCUCAACACGAACCUCAAAGGCAGCAGAGCAGACACGAGCCCGGAGGAGCGGAGAGAAACACUGUGUGGUUGCUGCAAGUCUCCAGAAAACUUUCAAUGGUUUUCCGAAAGUUGCCCGGUGUCUCGGCAUCGGGCAUGGGUCUGCGCCUGUCCCAGAAAUUCGUCUUUCUACUUUUCCUCUCGGGUUUGGUCACGCUGUGCUUUGGAGCCCUCUUUUUUCUGCCCGACUCCGUCCGACUAAAGCGCAUUUUUCUGUCCAAGACCGAGGUCCAGGCUGUCACCGUCGGGUCAGACAACGAUGUCAGGGAGCACCCGAAGAGACCCGGCAAGGAGCAGGAGCAUCUGCGGGGCAUGACCCCGGCCAAAGGGGACAGCAAGCAGAAGAGUCUCAGCCGCAAACCCUCCGUGUCUCACGAGGAGGCAGAGGCUGGGGGGAAAGCGCAGGAGGACAUGGCUCUGUCCAGAUCCAAGCCGGAGUCCGCCUCGGAGAAAGCCACCUCCGCUGACCAUCACGGUGCCAGCUCGGAUGCUUUCAGUUUCAAGAAGUUCCAGAAGUGUCUCCUCAAAGCUACGCUGGGGACAGACGGCGGCAGACCGGCAGACCCUCAGACCAACGAGCGCCGGGAGAAAGUUAAAGAGAUGAUGAAGUUUGCCUGGGACAACUACAAGCGUUAUGCCUGGGGCAAGAAUGAGCUGCGUCCAUUGACGAAAAACGGCCAUAUUGGCAACAUGUUUGGUGGCCUUAGAGGAGCAUCUAUCAUUGAUUCACUGGACACGCUGUAUAUUAUGGGACUGAUGGACGAAUACAACGACGCCAAGGAAUGGGUGCAGACCAGCCUGGACCUAAACUCUAACGGCGAGGCAUCGCUCUUUGAGGUGAACAUCCGUUACGUCGGCGGCUUGCUCUCGGCGUACUACCUGACAGGAGAGGAGCUGUUUAAGAGUAAAGCUGUGGAGCUGGGGGAAAAGCUACUGCCUGCCUUUAGCACACCGACAGGAAUCCCCAGAGGAGUCAUCAACCUGGGGAGCAGUGGGACCAGUUGGAGCUGGGGCUGGGCCUCAGCCGGGAGCAGCAUCUUGGCUGAGUUUGGGACUCUUCACCUGGAAUUUGUGCAUCUGACUGAGCUGUCGAAUAAUCCCAUCUACAAAGAAAAGGUGAUGAACAUCAGGAAGCUUCUGAAUAAGAUAGAGAAACCUCAUGGCCUGUAUCCAAACUUCCUCAGUCCUGUCAGUGGCAACUGGGUUCAGCAUCAUGUGUCUAUUGGUGGCCUCGGGGACAGUUUCUACGAGUAUCUGAUAAAAUCGUACAUUAUGUCGGACAAGAAAGACGAGGAUGCAAAGAAGAUGUAUUACAGUGCGAUGGAGGCGAUUGAAGCCAACCUGGUACAGAAGUCACCUGGAGGUCUCACCUACAUGGCUGAGUGGAGAGGAGGGAUCCUGGACCACAAGAUGGGCCACCUGGCCUGCUUUUCUGGAGGAAUGAUCGGGAUCGGGGCUGAUGACGGGGCGCCAGAGAAGAGGCAGCAUUACCUGGACCUCGCUGCCGAGAUCACUCACACAUGCCAUGAGAGCUACACCCGCUCAACUACAAAACUGGGACCUGAAGCCUUUAGAUUCGACAGCGGUGCCGAGGCUACGGCGACUAGACUGAGUGACAGAUAUUACAUCCUGCGACCAGAAGUCAUCGAGAGCUACAUGUACAUGUGGAGACUGACCCAUGACCCCAAGUACAGGGACUGGGGCUGGGAGGCGGUUGAGGCACUGGAGCAGCACUGCAGAGUGGAGUCUGGCUUCUCUGGGAUCCGUGACGUGUACACCAUGACAGUCAGCCAUGACAACAUGCAGCAGAGCUUCUUCCUCUCUGAGACACUUAAGUAUCUGUACCUGCUUUUCUCAGACGAUGACCUGCUGCCUUUUGAAGAUUGGGUCUUUAACACAGAAGCCCAUCCGUUGCCCAUCGUCCGCAAAAGCUGCAUGCAAAACGAAGCAACAGAGGAAACCACGGUCUCCGAAUAAUGCUGAACACUGAAGUACAGAGACAGUUAACACAAAUGCACAAUAAGUGUGCACGCACAGACUCACAGGCAUCACAAACACCUUAUUCAAUGAAGGUUCAGAGUCUUUUCAGGAGUGUGUUACUGACUCUUAAUUCCUUUCCAGUAAAGGAAAUUGUCGUUUUAUGCUGUGAUUGUAUAUCUUUCGCCAGGGUUGCUUCCUGCUGGCACUUCUUUUUUUUUUUUGUGGACAAUCAAAACAAAUAUGACUUUCAUGAAAAGAUCAUUUUUUUCUUUCUUCCUUUCCUCUGUGAGGAAACCAGUAUAACUUAGACCCAAAUGUACUGAAGGAGGUUUGAACUAUGGGCCAUAUUUUCCGAGAGCGAAAACCACUUUCCUUUUUCUCCUCAGUCUAGGUUUUCGUUAAUCUUGUGUGGGUAUUUUUCUGGUUUUCCUUCGUGGGUAUACUCUUUCGCCAAAGGUUUCUUUGUAUUUCCUAUUUUAACAAAAAGUUAAGAUUCAAAUAUGAACUAGAAAAAUGUACAGACGAACACGAAACGUGAGUCCACCUCCAAACUAUUUUGAUGUCAUGUUUCUUUCUGAAACAAGUUUGAAUGAAUUUUUUUAAAAAGGUCAUAGAUGUCAGGAAAGUGGGCCAUUUUAAAAAAACUAAAACAUGUUGGUUUGUGAAUCUGCUUUAUGAUUGGUUACUUUGUUCCAACAGGAAGUCCUCUCAGCCUUUCACAUUAAACUGGAGUACUCUCCGUUCUGUCACUGUAAAACAAGCUUAAAGGGUUGGGAUUAACAAACAUCUGAAGUUGUUUUUGUGUUUAAUUUCGUUUGGGUAGUCACUCUGCCUUCACAUGCAUCCAUUCGACUCUGACUCUGCAGAGACAGGCUUUUAUUUUUAUCACUGUUCUUUUAAUUGUUUCUCUUCUGCACAGUUACGGCGUGAAUGUGAUGUACAUACCGAUGAAGUGAGUGACACCUGUAUGACCUUGUCCUGACUUUUAUUCUGUCUUCAUUUUGUGUUUCUAUGACUUCAGUGGCUGUUUUGGUUUUCACUUGGUUUUCUUUUGAUUUGCUUCCCUCAGGUGUUUGAGUAAAAAAUGGAAAAAAAUUAUAAUUAAAAUCUUCGAAUUUUAAGUCUAGUUCUUUGCUGAUAUUAUUGUUAUUACUUAUUCUUACUGUUUGAUUUACCUUUGAUUGUUGAGUACUUUCAAAUACUGAUAAAAAUGUGCAACUUUGUACAUUUAAAAGAA